Molecule: messenger RNA, 243 nt
Organism: Monascus purpureus
Lineage: Eukaryota; Fungi; Ascomycota; Eurotiomycetes; Eurotiales; Aspergillaceae
Source: the annotation of a GenBank genome assembly
AUGGCACCAACAUCGGAACUACAACACCAUCACGGAGUCCUGGACGAAAUCUUCCACCGCAAGCAUACCCACGAUGAGCCCAGGGGGCAGUCGGAAGGUGCAGACAAGGCAGCGCUCAAGAAAGAAAGCAAUCUCGAAAAGUUCGAAGACCACAUCAAGAAGGACAAGUCCAAAUGGAAGGACUAUCUCGCCACAGAAGAGGAACUGAAUGAAGAGGGUAAGACCUACGGCGGGUUGAUGUGA